AAUAACAGUACAGGUAAUACCUUUAAAUUAGGGAUACAGAAAUAUUUAUAGGAAAAUAAUAACCUUAUGACAUGAAUUUUAUGCUGACCAAUACUACUAAUAUAAUAAUAUAAUUAUGUAUAAUUUUAUGCUGAUAUUUUAACCAAACCAAUAUGAAAAUUAAUGUGAGAAAACUGAACCCAACCAUGUAAUUUUCUGGGCAAUAAAAAUGCGCCAACGACAAUGGAAAACUGCAACACCCUCAUUAGAUUUAGAUUUAUAUAGAUAAUGCAUUGGUUCCAUUUAAAAUUAUUUACUCAGACUUCGUGUAGUCUUCUAAAUGUGCAGUCCUUUGCGAAUUUAAUUAUGUUUCAAACGGGGAUUUAGUUGAGCUCUAUGCUUAGGUGAAUAGUCAAUUAGAAUCUGGGUAUUGUUCAUUUGGUUUUAUCACGUUUUGGCAGCUCUAGUUACCUUUUUCUUUUAUUUAUGUAUUUUUCUCUCUUGUUGGCCAUGACUCAUAACAUGCGUCGUUCAUGUGAUAUUCGAGAAUAUUAGCUCAUAUACACGUGUUUAUAACCCUGCUAACAUGAAACAAGCAAUAAGAAUAGACAUAAAUAUUUUCCAUGUGACAAAAUCUAAACUUUCGUUUAAAUACUUAAGCUCGAAAUAGGUAUGACGUGAGCAGGAGGUCGCCAUGUCGGGGGACAAUCAAGAAGAGAGGCAGGCUCGAUCCCUGGCACUCGAAAAGGCGUAUGUCCACGAUGUCUAUGACCAGAUUGCCUCCCACUUUACGGACACACGCUACAGACCAUGGCCUAGGGUCAAACAAUUUCUACUUGAUCUCGAGCCUGGAAGUCUGGUGGCAGAUGUUGGGUGUGGCAACGGAAAGUACCUGGACAUCAAUCCCGAGGUGAUGAAGAUUGGUGUGGAUCGCUGCGAAGCUCUGACAGCUGCUGCUCGGGCAAAAAAUUAUGAGGUGAUGACAUCGGACAACCUUCAUUUGCCCUUCAGAGAUGAAACCUUCGAUGCUGUGCUGUCCAUCGCUGUUAUCCAUCACUUUGCAACAACUGAUCGCAGAGUGGCUGCCAUCAAAGAAAUCACAAGAGUGCUCAGAAUAGGAGGGAAGGUGCUUAUCACUGUAUGGGCUAUGGAACAACGACACAGAAAAUUUGACUCGCAGGAUGUUUUGGUACCCUGGCACGAGCCUGUUAAAAGCAGUAGCGAAGACCGGGGUUCAUCCGUCGAGCGAGAACUGACCAGCACCACCACUAGUGAUGAUGAUAUUUUGGUGUACCACGCAUACUCCCACAUAUCGGACAACGAAGGUCGACAAGCGGCUGCGAACAAGAAGAGGCAAAAGUUCCGGAAUGGCCCUCGUAAAUACCGGAGUGCUGGAUCCGCCGAACAUUGCAGAGCCAACAGCAGCCAAAGUAGCUCUGAGCUGUCCAGUCCAAAUGAAACUUGCUACAGUUUUGUUAGGAGAGCAUUUCAGAGACUGUCUAAUCCUGCCUACGAUGAUGUAAAGCACCCUCCCUCCUCCAAUAAGCCUUAUUUCUACAGAUCUUGCAGAAAACCUUGUGUGUCCGAAAGUAUGGAUUUUGGAAAAAGCGGUAAAGAAAACGGAACGAAAUCUCCUAAAAACGAUGCGUUCCGUCAAGACAGUUUAGAUUCUGAUUACCCGGAUCAACCAGACGAUGACGACAUACCAAUUGAGAUACGCCACUUAGAGGGUUACGAUAUGUGUAAAAAGUGUGGUACGCCUACAAGUACCAAUUACGAGAAAUUAGGUAGCUGUGAAGCCCAUAUGUGUACCUCUUGCCUUCCGGUUAGCGAGCCCGAUUCCGGGAAAAAAUCUCGAUCUCUUAUUGAUUUCCUCAAUAUGAUUCCUGGCUUCCUGAGGGUGAAAAAGUGCGAGAAAGAACCUCUGUCAGAUCUCCACAAGCGAAUAUCCACUGCAAGUGAUCCUAGGGAAUACGUCAUUAAAGCGAGAGGUGGUGACGUCAACGGUAUUGUGCGUUCCAAAUCAACUGUGUCUAUGAUGUCACGCUUAGAAGAACUGAUGUCCUUAAGUCCUACAUAUGGGAAAGAAGAACUCGAGACUGAAUCUAACCCAAACAUCACCGCUGGACCUCGGGUCAAAGCCAAACCCUCAAUGCUGCAAACCUUUGCAGCCAGCGUAUUGGUGGAUGGUAUUAAGAACGCCAGUGAUAUUCCAGUGGUACCUUGUGAAACCAAGAGUUCUCGGCGGUACAACAGUCCGGCAGAUGCCUUGCGUAAGUUGCGCCAGGAUGUGUCUCUGGAGGAGGAUAAAGUUUUAUCUUCUAAAUGUAACAUUAAAGAAAUCAACACAGCAUUAACGGAGGAGAAAUUACAAAAUAGUGAUUUUGUUGUGACUUCUGGUAGGAAGUCUUCGGUUAAAAUUUCGAACGGCCCUUGUAAAGUGAAAAAAAUAAAAGAGCCCCGGAAUAAUGAUCUAGUUAAGCCACCUACGACGGAGCAAAGUGAAUCUACAGAGUUAAAGACUGAAAAUGACUCUCUGGAGAGCCACUUAUCUUCGUAUUACUCAAUGCCAGAACUCUAUAAACUGAUUGAUGACAUUCCUGAAGAAACAAUGUUUAACUCUGACAAACAGAGGCAUAUAAGCUUCUACGAACAAGCCCAGAACAUUCUUGCCGAUACCUCCUCUGGUCCAAACGAUCUUGCUUCCAGAGUUGGCAACUCUACGUUUGGUUAUCAGACGCAAGAGAGAACAGUAGUCAAUAUACCCCAACGAGGGCUUGUGAAGCGAAGCCUCAGUGUUGAUACUGGAGACAAUUCCUCCUCCUCACAUCAAGUACCAAGACGAUUCUCUGCUUCGGCAGCUCAAGGAGUACUGGCCUCAGCACUUCGGACGUACACUAUGCCCCGCAGCUGCAGCAGAGGGAGUUCUGUUAAAAGUGACACCAGUGUAGAUAGUGAGGAAUCUAUUGUGUCAGUCAUACCUCGAAAAGGUAAUAGUAUCACAAGUGAUACUAGUGUGGACAGCGAGGAAAGUGUUAUAUCUGUGAUCCAGCGAAGCACUAGUGAAUUUGAGACACUUGGUUCCCAGAAUGAAGUACGACACAACAUAUCAAGAUUCGGAAGCCGUUCAGCUCAAGCAUCUCCAGUGACAGUACUCAGUAGCCAAACAUCUUCCGCCGAAUCGUCCCCACCUCAAUCAGGAAAGAACGAUGGUCGGUUUCCCGGGUCUUCUGGAGUAAUUGAUCAAUUAAUGCAACAGCAGCAACUUAAUUAUCCUAAUGAAGGAAACCACGUGAUUCGGCAGGAUGGUAUGGAUCACUCUAUCAGGACGAGGAGGAGUCUUAUUAGACCCAUAUCGGAUCCCAAAAUUGAGGACAAACUACAUUCGCGGCAUUCAGAAGAUUCAAACGGAGUUCACUUGAUAAAAAAGAUUAGUUCUGACUCUUCAAAAUCAAGUCAGGGUAGUUUGGAAUCGGAUGAUGGCUUAAAGAUGAUUAGCGAUAAAGAUCUUCCAACCAAUAAAUCGAUUACAGAGUCCAAAAUGAAACCCCCUUCAGAAGUAGAUGCUACCAACGAAAGCGAUAAAAAAGAUGAAGAUGAGGGGGAAUUAUCUCGCACGCCAUCACCUAUCGGUCCAAUUUGUUACAUAACUGAUCCCUUAAUUACUGGAAUCGAACCAUCUGACAAACCAUCUGAAGCAACGGAUUUGUCAAAUGAAAGUGAAUCUAGGAUCAGAAGCAUACGUUUCAACUCGGAAGUAACCGAUCUCGAGAAAACCAAGCCAAGAGUACAAAAAUCACCCAAUGAACCAAUAGAAUCUGUUCUUAAAAACUCUAAAAAGAGUAAACUGAGUGAAAGUGAACCUUCAGAAGACAGUGAAAUCAUAGCACUAGAUAAUAAUAACUCAAAACAAAAUCCAUCUGAAAUAGCGAACAAUUCACCUACCUGUAGCACAUCAGACCUUAGCUGCCGCGAUCUAAAACAAAACAUAGCAGAUCAUGCUCACUUGUCCAAAUCUCGAGAUAGCGAGGUGAGACGAUCUUUGUUCAAACUCAAAGAGCGUUUGGAAAGUUUAACUUCAAGCCAGGGUUCCAUACAAAGUUUCGAUCUCUUUAAGAACGUAAGUCAUACUUUUGGUUCCCUGAGGAACAUCAAAGAGAAAUUAGAAUCCGAAGGAUCUGGCGAAGCUUCUAAAGUAUCGCCAACAUCAAAAAGUCUAAACGAUAGCAGGCAAUCCUCUCUUGACGAAUCAAGUCAGGUAACGCUGUCUGAUGAAUCAGUCAUAUCGAUGGAAGGAACUUCAUCUGUGUCUGAUGAAACGAAUGAUUACAGGAGAACUGAUGACGAGGAAGAUAAUCCGGACAGCAGUCAGGUGUUGACAGUGAAGAAAGUGAAUGAAUCUGUCGGAAAUGCCUUGAGUGAAAAACCAGUUAACCAACUUGAGGUUGCCAAAUGUGACGAGAAGUGUGUUUGUCCCAUUCCCAGACCCCCCAAAACACCCUCUUUUAGUGACACUGAGUUGCAUGCUGCAAAGAAAGGAGUACGAUGCGGUCUUAGGAAACGUUUAAAAAGGUCCUGUGUAACAAUCGAUGAAGUGGAAUGCCGCGAAUUCGUAUCAUCUGAAGACACCUCUCCCUCUUCUUCGGUUUCUUUGGAAUGGAAUGAUUUCGACAAAGUUGAUGCUUAUUCCUCGGGAGCUGCAGCCUGUUGCAGUGGGGGUCACAACUGCAGGGGAGGAGAACCCUCUGUUUCCGUCACUUGCGAUGACGUCAACGUUGCGGAACCAGAAACCAAAUUCAACAUCGUCAUGGAGAAAGAAAUGUGCGUCUUUUUCGAAACACCUCCGUCUUCCUCAAUGGGAAAAUCAGCUUCGUCUUCCUCAAACGCGACAGAUUUUUCAACGACCUCUGACAGAAUUCGAGGUGUGAUGCAAAGGGAGAGAUCCGACGAUAGAUCUUCAAAAGAGAGUGAUAGUGAUAAUCUUAGCAAGCUCUCUGAUAUCGAGGCCAGGUCUGAUUCAGCCUUCUCCGAGGACUUCGCAAGGAGGACUGACCUAGCCUCUUCAUCUUCAUCUGCGUCCCUGGACGUACUUGAUUCGUUGAAGUCCAAACUGAGCAAUGACUGUGAGUGCGAUGCUGUUUCGUCCACCAAACAGACGACGAGUUGGGUGCUGGACAACAUAGACGAAAUGCCCGAUGAUGACCAGUGCCAUGGUGAAGUGAGCGUCCAGAACAAAUCCUUGACGCCAUCGUCAUCCUCUUCUUGGAAGAGUGAAAUGUCCGAUGAACAAAGAAAAAAGAGCUUUUUAAACUGUGCGGCAGAUUGCCGGGACAUGUACAGAAUUAGUUUCGAUGAAAAAGGAAGGAAGGAAAGGCGUUUUAGUGUGCCUGACGCUGAACUUGAACGCCCGCAUUUAGGUUUGAUCAUGCCAGACAUAGCACCCAGUCCCUUCGAGUUGUUUCCAAAUUUCAGAAGAAAUGCUGAAGAAGCUGAGCAGCCUACAGACUUAAUUGCAGCCAUAGGAGAAGCCAUAUCAGACGUUAGAUCUGCCUUUUGGGAAGUGUACCCAAGGCAAGAACCCAAAAUUGAGGACUGCAGUUCCGACGAAUCUGUCAGAAUAUCAACUUUUGAAAAGAUUCUUACUGCAGUUGAUCCUCCUAAGUGUCGGCAAAAGAAUAAAUCAAAUAAUUGCAGAUCAACGGAACAGAAGUUGCAGAACAAUAAAUCUAACGACCGACCAGAAGAAAACACUAAGCAAGAAAAUGGAUCAGGUAAAAGAUGUUCUGGUCAAAAAUCUUGCAAUGGAAGUGCCUGUGACUUGGAGAACAAAGAAUCAAAUAAUCCUAAAUCCAACUUAAACUGUUUGGGGCAAGCUUACGUUGAAUUGCCACCUGAAACCGUCACGAACUCGGAUGACAAGGAGAACAAAACGGGUGAAGACCAGGACACAAAAUGUUCCAUUCCAAAUUCUAACUCAUCAGAAAAGAAAAUACCAGAGAAACUUAAGAUACUCAACCGCUCAUCGCAAAGUGUGUGCCUGGAUCGUCUUCGUCAGAGUUCGGUGGAGGAAGACAUUCAAUCCACGCAAUCGGCUCCAUGCUCACCAAGGAUGAAGCCAAGGCAAAAAUCCGUGGAAGAGGUCCUAUCCAGCAGCAAAAACGAACUUUCCAGAAACUCUUCUCUGUCUCAGUCCACUUCGCAGGAAAGUCUGCCAGAGAACGAGACGGGAGGUCUGAUGGCAUAUCAUAGGUACUACCAUGUCUUCCGAGAAGGCGAAUUGGAUAAUUUGAUUGAAACUCAUGUCGACAAUUUGCAUAUUAUUUCUUCUUAUUACGAUCAUGCGAAUUGGUGCGUCGUUGCGGAAAAAGUUCAGGUUUGGACUAUUUAAAAACGUUUACCAAUGCACAACUUUCAUUUAUCGUAAAAUUAAGAAUGAGCUUAUACACAUACGAGAAUUAAGGCAACUGUUUUCUGAACAUAACAGGGUUAAUGAUGAACGAUUACUUCAUACAUGAACAAAAUAACUGCAACGUGCAUAACUCCUUGAACAAACUUGACAUAAUUUCUCGCAUAGCACGGCAUGCUGUCAGAUUUAUUUAAGCGCAAAUCAUUAUAUGUUGCCAACUUUUGCUGUAAACUUGUAGUCAGAUCGCGUAACUAACGUUUUUCUCGAUUUCAAAGUCACAUUUAAAUCCUAAAUGAGAAUGCAUAGCUCUGGCAUAAAGCAUAUGUAUUAAUUUUAUUCAGAGGAAUGUUAUUCUUUUAUUUUAAUGAUAUAAAUCACAUUCAUUUAUCAUUUGAUACGUUUAGUGAUAUGUUACUUUUAUAUUAUCAUAGAAUAUGUGCAAUGAUAUAAAACAUACUCAUUUACCAUUGGAUGCUUAAUAACACUAAAAGAUAUAUAUUCUAUCAUUGGAAAUACUUAUUGAUAUGGAAUGUACUCAUUUAACUUGUUUAAUGUAUGAAACAUGUUAAUUUACUAUUGAAUACAUUCAAUGAUAUAAAACAUAUUCAUUUACCAUUAGAUGCUUAAUAACACUAAAAGAUAUAUAUUCUAUCAUUGGAAAUACUUAACGAUAUGGAAUGUACUCACUUAACAUCGAACUUGUUUAAUGUUAUGAAACAUGUUAAUUUACCAUUGAAUAUGUUUACUGAUAUGAAACAUAUUCAUUCACUAUUGGUUACUUAAUAAACAAAGAUGUUUAUUUUAUCAUUGGAUGUUUAUUCUAUCAUAUUAAUUUACCACUGAAUAUGUUUAAUGGUAUUCUGAUAUAAUUAUGUUUAGUGUGAACAUGAAAGAGUCAGUGGCACAUAACAGUUGAUUAUUUGAAUCGACAAUUAUUGUAGAGGAAGUUCAUUACAUAUUAAUUGUUUAUUAUUUCAUUUUCAAUCAUUUCACUUUGAACUGAAUAAUUUUCGCUUGUUUCGAUUUGGAUACAGUGGUUUAACCAGAGACUCAGUUAAAAAUGGAAUAAAUCGAGAUAUGAUAAAUUCAAUGUUUGAGUGUGUAAAUCAGGAUAUGGAAUAAAUUAGAAAUAAAUGUUAUGUUUUCUAAACAAAAUGGAAUAAAUCAGGAUGCUUGAAGUUCAGUAUUUUAAUUUGUAAAUCAGGAUAUGGAAUAAAUUAGCAAUGCGUGAUAUAGCUCCUAAGUGAAAUGAAAUAAAUCGGUAUAUUCGAAAUUCGCUGUUUAACUAUGUUAAUCAGGAUAUAGAAUAAAUUGGAAAUGAAUGGUAUAUUUUCUAAGUAAAAUGGGAUAAAUCAGGAUGUUUGAAAUUUAAUAUUUAAAUUGGUAAAUCAGGAUACCUGAAAUUUAAAUUGGUAAAUCAGAAUUCGGAAUAAGUCUGGAUACCUGAAAUUUAAUACUAUUUAAAUUGGUAAAUCAGGAUACGGAAUAAGUCUGGAUACCUGAAAUUUAAUAUUUAAAUUGGUAAAUUAGGAUACUUGAAAUUUAAUAUUGAAAUUGGUAUAUCAGGAUACUCAAUAAAUCAGCGAAUAAAUCAGCAAUGUAUGAUGUAGCUCCUGAACAAAAUGGAAUAUUUGAAAUUCAAUUUUUUUUUAUAAAAAGUUAUAUAUUAAGGUUGUGCUAUGCGAGAAAUUAUAAUCUCGAGAAAAAUCAAUUUUUUCUCGCGCUUACAAAACUUGCUCUGCUUCAGAAUUUGUUUUGAAUCGGUUACCGCUCAAGUAGAAUCGUACAAAAGUUGCCAGUUUCGUCAUAAAUACAAAUAGGAAAUUAAUACAUCUAUUUUACAACAACAAUAUACCGAAGUUUUAAUUAUUUUCGAAUAAUAUUUAAUGAAUGAUUGCUGAAAAUUCAUUCACCUGUGAUCCCUACAUUUUCAGGGUAAGUGUGGUUUAGUGCCAUUAGUUACAAAAGAUGUCUACUUGUAAAGUGAAGUCAUAUGUUGCCAAUUUACUAACUUGCCAAAUGUAAUUACUUUAACGGCAAAAGAUAAAUAAUUAUUUUAUUUAAUUGGACUUGCGAGAAUCUGAUACAAUAUGACAAAAUUAUUUUUUUAUUAAGUUAUUUACAAUUGAAAUAAUUCAGAAAUACCCUAUGCUUAAGUAAAAGCAACAACAUAUUUUAAUUUUUUCUAUAUCAGAAAACGGUUGUUUGAACAAUGGCAAAACAAAAUAUCUAAAAUUGCUAACCAAAUAUGUUAAUAACUAUUCCCAAUUUAUGCCAAAUAUGUUGAUAACUAUUCCAAAUUCAUAAGUGCUAAAAUUGCUUAAAUUUUAAUUUACGUCUGUUUAUUUGUAUGCUUUUUUAAAAUUAUUUUUGAUUAAGAUUCGAAAACUUAUGGGCAAUCAUUACAAAACAGAUUAUAUGCAUAAAAAUUUUUUGUGGUGUAUAAAAUAUAAACGAAAUAUGGUCAUGUUUUGUACUCUAUGCAGGGCUGCAGAAUCUUUGCGCUUUUUGUAAAAAUUUAUUCUAGUGGUAGCUAUGUUUAUGUUUUAAUGUAAUAUUUACUAUUUAUUCAAACUUAUUUUCUACAACACCACAUAUAAAUUAUUUAAAAGUUCAUAUGCAGCGCCCCUUUACUCCAAAUCUCCGCUGGUGAAGCAUAAAAUGUUUGCAAAAUUACCAAAAACUUUGAGAGUUUCGGUUUUGAAAGGUCUACCACUCUAUAAAAUAUUUUGCAAAAAGCGUUGCAGUUAGCAGGCCUAUCUAUGGUCCAGUCUUAUAAAACAGUUCUUAUUAAACACAUUUUUAUUUCAGUUUUACUGUCUCAUAACCUAUCUAUUUUUCAAAAUGUUUAAGACACUGCGUACUGAAAAGCAUAUUUAGAGCGUUGUUAAUUUGUUAUGAAACAUUUUCCAAUUCCAUAAGUGAAUAUAUAAUAUAUUUCAGGUAGUUGUAACCUUACCUUGCCUUUCAAAAAACGAUGGUGCUUUUCAGAAAAUUAUUGUCCACCAUUUAAAUUAAGCGUAACUAGAAAUAAAAUUAAACAUAUCUAGAGAAAAUACAUAAAGCUCAUAUUCCUUAAAAUAUUUUAGAGAUAAUCUAGCGAUUUAUUGUAUAUAAUGUAAAAAAAAAAAUAAAACGUUUUGCAUGUCUUUUUCCUUGACAGCAAAAUAUGAAACUUAUUAUUAUAAACAAGCUUGAAUAUUUAUGUUAUCUUUUGAGUGUCUAGAUGUGUUAUAGAUUGUUUAAAAUGACGUUUAUAAAGUAUGUGAAUAAAAUAAAUAUAUACAUAUGUAUAUAUACAAGUUACAAUAUUUUAUGAUUGUUUAUGAAUUUAUGGGUUACAUCCUUAAAGCGUGGAUGUAAGAUAUCAUUAAAAUGCUUGACUUGUAUUCUGGGUGUUGCGUAAUGACAGUCCUUAUUACAUAUAUUUAAAUUCCUUUGCGAAAAAGAAGUCAAAAGUAUGCUCAAUAUGGUUGAUAGAUAACACUGGGGAAAUAAAUUCGCUGCAUUUAUAUGGUCAGUCUGUGUAAAGAACGAUGACUAUGGUCACGAGGUUUAACUAUUUAAAGUUGAGUCAGAAUUUGAAAGAGUUUUGAUCGGUGAGAGAAAGAGAAUCAUCUUUGUAAUGCGUUGUUUCUUGUUUCCAUAGCAACAGGCGGCCUUAGACUUUGUGGCGAGGCAGUUAUUCCAAUAGGCAAACUACAUAAGCAUUUGAUCUCACCUAAUUCGGGUGUGGAGAUUUCAAAUCUGGAAUCAGCUUUGUCCAGAUGCUACAGAUUUUUUUUUUAAAUAGUACUUUUAAUUUAGUUUAUUUUUUGAUUGAAUGAUUUGAUUAAUUAAUCCCUAAAGAACUUUCUAUACAUAUAUAUGCACUGGUCUGCUCCUUUGAAAAGACUAUAUAUAUAUAUAUAGAGAGAGAGAGAGAGACAGAAAGAGAGAGAUUUGUGAGUGAACUUAACUUAUCGUAACAUAAAUUGAAUUGCAUUAUUGCCUUAUACCCGCCAUUCCUUACGUGGCAGAGAAGUUUGAAAACUUAGUAGUCACUCAAGUGAAUUUUGAAAAUUUUCUGGUUAGGACUAUAUUAAAUUGCAUAAACGCUGUUAGUUUGUGGAAAGAAACCAAUAGGGAAAGGAACAGAUUUGAAAUAAACAUUGCGAAAUUGCGCAAGAUCAAUUAAAACAUUUGAUGCAACGGAACAUUUUUUUUCCUGAAUGUAAUUAUUUGGCCGAGGAAAGAACAAAAACACUAUUGAAAUCUAGCAAGUAACUACUGAGGGAGGCGGGGCGAAACCAACAAGAAUUGGUUGCUGUAUGAUGCAAUGAGGAUUUGAAAAGCGAUUAGCUCCAAGUUUCAGCAGGCAAUCAAACAGGUCUUGAAUGCAUUCAGGCAGUCUUCGUCUGUCUGUUCUGAUUUCUUAAAAUUCGAUAGUUUUUUUGUUUUUUCCUAGCUUUUCUACCACAAAGUGUAUAAUUUUUUGACUUCAAUUACUACAAGGAUUCUAAAAUUUUACACUAAGGAUAGUGAUUAAGGAACACCCUAUAUUUUGACCAUGAUUAUCACUAAGAUUUUCUGAAAGUGUGAUAAAUUUAUCAAUGGCAUGAAGAAGUUUAGAAGCCAUUAAAUAAAUUAAAACUUUAAAAAUUUACUUUUACUUCGAAGUUACUUUGAAAGAGCUUUAUUGUUUAUAUUUAAACGAAAAUAAGGAUUUAUAGUCAUUGUAAUUAAGGAGAAGUUUAAAAAAACAUCCAUACCUUGAUAACUGUAUUAAAUGUGACUUCUCAUUGUUUAUUGUUAUUACCUGUAGUACUCUUGACAAAAACCUAUCGCCUCUGUAUAUAAAUGUAUAUGUUCUUUCAAUCGUCUAUUGUUGUGUUUCCUGUUGUUAUAAUAUGUAAUAAAAAUAUUUUCAAAUUU
Messenger RNA from Parasteatoda tepidariorum (common house spider), 11299 nucleotides. The record is from RefSeq and is a predicted model, not a curated record. NCBI's taxonomy places the organism in Eukaryota, Metazoa, Arthropoda, Arachnida, Araneae, Theridiidae.